Molecule: messenger RNA, 351 nt
Organism: Coniophora puteana RWD-64-598 SS2
Lineage: Eukaryota; Fungi; Basidiomycota; Agaricomycetes; Boletales; Coniophoraceae
Exons: 1
Coding region: 1-351 (116 amino acids)
Source: RefSeq, a predicted model, not a curated record
AUGAAGCUGAUUCAAUCCUUUCCCAGACGCAAGACCGCGGUGCUUACGCAAUUACGAACCCGCCGCUUACCACUAAACCAACACUUACAUCGUAUUGGGAAACGCGAUGACCCACAUUGCGAACACUGCCCAGAUCUCGACGAGACAGUGCGACACUACCUAUUCUCGUGCCCACGCUGGGGCCGAGCUCGACAGGCUCUCAUGUUCUCACUUGGACGAGACGCCUUCACCGAAAGCCACCUCCUUAACGACCCCAAUGGAAUAAAAGAAGUCAUGAAGUUCGUUGAUCAGACUGGGAGAUUCCGAUCUACCUUCGGAUCGGUACGUCGCACGUUAUAUUCGGGCACAUAA